This is a messenger RNA of Drosophila ananassae, 2471 nucleotides long. RefSeq lists its product as uncharacterized. The coding region runs from base 335 to 2176 and encodes 613 amino acids. Gene Ontology annotation, molecular function: metalloendopeptidase activity. Gene Ontology annotation, cellular component: plasma membrane. Gene Ontology annotation, biological process: protein processing. NCBI's taxonomy places the organism in Eukaryota, Metazoa, Arthropoda, Insecta, Diptera, Drosophilidae. The record is from RefSeq and is a predicted model, not a curated record. The transcript has 2 exons.
CAUUUGAUUGCCCAGCUCCGCGUCCACCUUAUCUGGAGGCGGGUUAUCUCCUUCAGUUGCGUUCUCUCUGCCACUGACAUGGUAAACUAUUGGGAACGCGAUUAGUUGGGAUUGUGGCUUGGCAGCGACCGUCUCAGCGGCUCAGUGCCUUAGUUCGGAAAGAAGAGUGGGCGGACCUAGUUUUCCGGAAGUCUGUCGUCGCAUUAGCUGCGACCUUUACUCAGCCGACCUCCCAAAGGCCACAAACGAAACUCAGACUAAGGCCAACAGUGGCUGCAAAAAGUGGCACACUCAUUUCGCGUCGGGUAGCCUAAGAGGCAGCACUGCAACGGAAAUGAUUCUGCCAGCUCUGGCCAUCCUGUGGGUGGCUGGCAUCGUGUGCGGCCAGAACAGCACGGCCCAGAUGGAGAACGAAUUGCUGCACUUCUCCUACAAGCUCGAACAGUACCUGGACACUAGCAGGCAGCCUUGCCAGGACUUUUACGGAUACGUGUGCUCGCGAAGCGCCAACCUCAGCCAGACGGGACGCCAGCGCUUUCAGAGCUUCCUCAAGGGGGCCGAUGACGGCCAACUGAUGGACAUGGAGGUUCAGCUGGUCAACCUCUUCAGGUCCUGCGAGACGGGACGUGGUGCGGAAGCCCUCAAAGGCUCGCAGCUCUACAGGAUGAGCGGAGGAUGGCCCGCUCUGGAGGCGGCAAAGUCCGAAGGAGGUCCGCAGCGCCCCAGCAACCAGACCCUGAGCUGGCUGGGUCUAUUGAGUCUCUUCCACGAGGUAGGAGCACCCUACUUCUUCGAGACGGUGGUCACCAUGCAGUCGAAUAAACGGGUGGUGGUGCUCCAGCCGGAUACGACGCGGCGCAAUACCUUGCGGAAGUUCGAGCAGCGCGUCGGCGAGGUCCUGCAGAGCUUCGGCAUCGAGCAAAGCCGCGCUCACGUAGCCGCCCUGGAGGUACUCAGCCUGGAGCGAGCGCGCCGGGACAUCGUCAAGGUCGACCUCAAAGAGGACGAGGAGCAGUUCAGCUACGGUUCCUUCAAGCAGCUCCGCUAUGGCAAUUUUGUUAACUUUGGAAAUGCCUCCGUGCCCAGACUCGACUGGGACAGCUACUUCCGGAAGCUGCUGGGCGGCAAGACACCAAAGGACACGGACACGAUUGUGGUGAAGCAGGUGCCCCGCCUGAUUAAGUACUUUGUGCUGCUCCAGAACACCAGCAUGCACCGUCUGCUUAACUGGAUAUGGACGGACUAUCUGAUGGACAUCGUGGACACCGACUGCCACCAGCUGGCGGAGACCUAUGCCGGCGACAUUUACGCCCAUGUGGUGCAGCGUGUGACGGCGGACAGGGCGGGGCUCGCCCAGAUGUACGCCACUCUAGGAAAGGCCUACUCGGAGCAGCUGGUGGGAAGCGUGUGGAUCGACGAAAUAUCUCAGGUCAGCUCGAGGCAGUUCCUCGGCCAACUCAUGCACUUGACCCUCAAUGGGGACGAGCGCUUGGACGCCGCCUAUCAUGAUAUACUACUGGGACGACGAAGUUUCUAUCGCAAUCUGGAGAAGCUCCGUCGCUUCCAGCGCCGCCGACCGCCAGUCUCGCAGGCCAACAAGGACCUGCGCGAGUUCGCCCAGGUGUUUGCCACGGUCAACGCCCUGCUGGGCCGCCAGAACCUGAGUUCCCCGCUCAACUACCUCCUGCUCGGAGAGCACUUCUCUUGGAGCCUCCUAGCCGCGGGCAGCAACAGUCGCACCCCUGGCGCCUGGCGGAGCUCCGACUCGGAGCGUCGCUUCAACGCCUUUCGCGAAUGCAUAGCUGGAGCGGCAGCUGGAGGAUCCCCCGCCGACCAGGUUAACCCUAAUGAUUUGCUCCUGGGACUGCUGGCCCAACGCCAAGCCCUGCGCAGCUACCGUCAGUGGCUGGGACAACCCAAUCGGACUACUCUGCAGGAGAGGAUCGACUCAUUACUGGCCGUCGGGCGGCUGAAGAUGUCGCUGCAGAAGCUGUACUUUGUGGGCAGCCUGAUCGUGGACUGCCGGUCCGACCAGGGAGUCCUUCAGCAGGAGCGGAAGCGUCAGCUGACACACGCCAUCUUGCGCAACUCGCGCGAGUUCGGCGAAGCCUUCCAGUGCCGACCUGGCGAUGCCCUCCAUCCGCUGCAGCAGCAGCAGCGCUGCAAUCCCCUCUAGGCCUGGUUAAUUGUCGAGCUUUUCGGAUAACUUCGGUCGGACCUUGACAUUUUUGCGGGGCGGCUGUUGGCUGUGGGGUGUGGGGUGUGGGGUGUGGGAUAUGAGGCGUGUUAAAAAUCGAUAUGCGGGCCCUGCAACCAUGCAAUCACAUGGCCGCCCCAAUCAAUUGAUUUUUCUCGGCCCAGUUGCAGUGGGCCAGGCUAGCAUAUGCUUACGAAUAUAGUGGGUUACGUACGAGAGAGCACAUGAGGCGAAAAAAAAACAGGAAAUAAAUGGAUUUUCUUUCAAAGACUUA